This is a messenger RNA of Pararge aegeria (speckled wood butterfly), 4408 nucleotides long. RefSeq names its product protein fem-1 homolog CG6966. Lineage: Eukaryota; Metazoa; Arthropoda; Insecta; Lepidoptera; Nymphalidae. Gene Ontology annotation, molecular function: protein binding. The coding region runs from base 619 to 2661 and encodes 680 amino acids. The record is from RefSeq and is a predicted model, not a curated record. Gene Ontology annotation, cellular component: ubiquitin ligase complex. Gene Ontology annotation, biological process: ubiquitin-dependent protein catabolic process. The transcript is spliced from 12 exons.
CUUAUCUUACAACUUUAAGCGUUUCAGUAUCUCUAAUUACAGCUUUACUCUUUAUAAAGUCAAAAAUAAAACUAUUCGAUCUUUUGUUUAACUUUAUUAUUUAGCUUCAAUCUUCUUGUCAUUUAAGUAGGCACCUCUCUGAUAAUUCCAUUCGCGCCAUUUUUUUUUUUUUAAUUUUCUAUUUAACCUUCCUUUCUUUAUAAAUAAAAGUUCAGUUCUGCUAACAUAUAUAAGAAUAUUUCCGUUCCAAUUUACCAAGAAUCCUCUUAUAAAAUCCCAACCGGUUUUGUCCAUUCUUCAACUGACCAGUCUACGCCGCUGUACUGAGAACAAACAUCGCUGCAGUUGGAAAGGCAAAAGUUUUACGUAAGACCACUUGUGUAACUCCGAGUGAAAGAGCUCUUGCAGUACUGCAGCGUAUCCGAACGCGGAGAGACGCGUGCGCGCGAGUCGAGUUGCGUUUACGUCCGCUAAACGAGACGCUCGACUAAAUCCUAAUCGAGAGUUAUAAAAAUUGUUUUAAACAUAAAAUUGUAAUCAUAAGUAAAAUAUAGUGCAAGGCUGCAAUUCAAGGCAAGUGUCACAGUGUAGUGUAAUGUAGUGCAGUCAUUGUCGAAAAUGUCAGUGUCCGGUGUAUGGGAUUUGAUUGACUUGGUGCCGGUGAGGUACCGCUGGAUUGAGAGGUUGCGACGGUGCGGAAAAACCCUGCUACGACGUCACAAACGGCUACUUAGACGGAUCAAGAAGAUGUACCUACACAGUUGGCGCUCCGAGGAGCUGAGCAUGUUAGUAGGUGCCAAAGUGACAGACGCCACGCCGCUGGUCAUCGCUUGCAGGAACGGCCACUACGACGUCGCCGAGUACCUGAUCAAGCGAUGCAAGGCCGACAUCGAGCAGCCCGGUUCAGUGACGUUCGACGGUGAGACGAUAGAGGACGCCCCGCCGCUAUGGUGCGCGGCGGCAGCCGGUCAUUUACCCCUCGUUCGGUUGCUGGUGCGCGCAGGCGCGAACGUCAACUCCAGAACCUUCACGCACAGCACGCCUCUGCGCGCCGCGUGCUUCGAUGGCCACUUCGAAAUUGUAAAGUUCCUAGUUGAAAAUGGCGCAGAUAUAGAAAAACCAAAUCGCCACGGCCACACAUGCCUAAUGAUAGCAUGCUACAAAGGUCACAUCCACAUAGCCAAAUACCUCCUGUCCCUCAACGCGGACGUCAACAGAAAGAGUGUUAAGGGUAACACGGCGUUACACGAUUGCGCGGAGAGCGGUUCCUUACACAUCCUGGUAAUGCUGCUGGACCACGGAGCGACAAUGGAUGUGGAUUCUUAUGGUAUGACCCCCCUGCUAGCGGCAUCGCUGACAGGCCACACGCAUAUAGUAGAGCAUCUGACCAACGCGGAGCUUGGCCUGGUGACCCGGCAACAGAGGAUAGAUGCGCUGGAGCUUUUGGGAGCUACGUACGUCGACAAGCGGCGGGACAUGGUUGGCGCGCUGGCUUUGUGGAAACGGGCCAUGGCAUACAGGUUUCCAGAGGACGGUAGCGAACCUAUCCCCAAGCCGAAGGACAUUCCCCGGAUAGAGGCGUAUGACUACGCAGUCGAGCCGACCAACUCCCAACAGCUUGAGGAACUACUGGCAGACCCCGACGCGAUACGGAUGCAGGCUCUAGUCAUCAGAGAGCGAAUACUAGGUCCCGCCCACCCCGACACCUCGUACUACGUGCGAUAUCGGGGCGCGGUGUACGCGGAUGCGGGCCGGUUCGCCCGCUGCCGCCAGCUGUGGCACCACGCACUGGACAUGCAACGGGCGGUUUUGCCCCCACUGUCCCCACUCACGCAGUCAAGCCUCUACAGCUUCGCGGAGCUGUUCUCCUAUAUGCUGGCUGAACGAGCGAGGCCGCCUCUUAGAGGUCGCAUAGUUCCACCGGUGACCUUCGAAGACAUCGAGCCAGUGUUCACAAAGGCGCUGUCCCAAAUACACAUGGGCCUGGAAAUGUUGAAACUGGACUUUGGGUUCAUGUACGGAAGGAAACACACCAUGACUACGUUACACAAGUUCCUCGAAAUAUCACUACACCUAGCAGCACUGAUGGCCAGGCUACUCGAGGAGCCGGAAUGCACUGAGGAUGUUUCUAGAAAAAUACAUAAGGCUGUGUACUCACUUGUUGAAUUAGAUAUUAAGGUUCUUCGUCGCUCGAUGUUACAUAUCGCGUGUUCUGAUGACGGCGGGCGGGGGAGGGGCGCGGGUGCGACUGGCAGCGGGGCCGUGGGGGCCGCGGGGGCCUGGGCGGGCGCGGGGCGGGAGGGAAGCGAGGCCCCCUGUGGGGCCCUAGUGUCCCUGAUGCUGCGGUUGGGCGCGGAGCCCAACUCCAGGAACCUAGCCGAUGGCAAUACGCCCCUACACCUUGUUUGUAAAUUAAAUCCAUGCCCUCCCGAAGUCGUACGCUCCCUCCUCAACCACGGAGCGCAUAUUGACACAGUCAACCUUAAGGGCGAAACCCCAGAGGAAAUACUCAAGUCAACUCGCCAGAACCUCACCUCCAUAGUAAACCCUCUUAAAUAUACCACGCUCAAGUGUCUAGCUGCACGCACGGUUAAGAAUUACAGGCUACCCUACGCGCACGUCGUGCCACAAUGUUUACACGCCACAAUAAACACUCAUUGAGUUUACUCUGUGCAAACACUACUCUGUGUAUACUGACUGACAGAUAAUUAGGCGCUUUAAUAUGCGUUGGAGUCUAAAUAUGCUAUUAUCUUGAAUCUGUAUAUAGCCGUCCGCACGGUAAAGAAUUAUAGACUAUCCUACUCGAAUGUCGUGCCACAGUAUUUACACACAAGUAUGGACACUCAUUGAUGUUACUCUGUGUAUCCUGACUGACAGAUUUAGGUGUUUUAAAAUAUGUGUGUCGGAGUCCAAAUAUGUUAUCAAUGUAAUUGAAUUCUUCAUGGUUAACCGUCCGCACGGUAAAGAUUUAUAGACUACUCUACUCGUAUGUUGUGCCACACUAUUUACACUCAUUGAUAUUACUCUGUGCAAAUUGACUGUACAGGUACAAAAUCAUUUUAAAUGUGUGCCAGAGUCGAAAUAUGCUAUCUAUAUAAUUUAAUGUAUGUUUUUUUAUUUUUAACCGUCCGCAUAAACUGUCCUAUACUAGUACGUCGAGCCACAGUAUUUACAUGAAACUAUCAACAUUUAUUGCCGUUACACAGUAUAAGUCAAGUAUGACUUACAGAUAAUUAAGCGCUUUCAAAUGUGUGUAGCAGCCUAAAUUGAAUUUUACUGAAUAACCGUCCGCACGGCAAAGUAUAGACUAUCCUACUUGUAUGACGUGCCGCAGUAUUUACACUUAUUGAUAUUAAACUGACAGAUACGUAAGCUAUUUCAAAUGUGUGUGGGAGGGUGAAUGGUGAAUUUAAUGUACAUGUUUAAUUAUCCGCAUACUCGAGACUUUCACUGUUUCCAACAUGCAUGUCGUGCCACAGUAUUUACUGUCAUUGAUUGAUCAUGCAAACUUUGUAACAGUUCAAAUUUCAUAUCUAUUUUAAUUUACUGCAUAAUAUAAUAAACUGUCAUGACGCAUGCAUGGUAAAGACUUAAACGCUAUCCUCUACUUGCAUGCCGAGCCACAGUAUUAACACGCAACUAUCAACACUAGGUGAUUUUACUCUGUGUAAACACUACUCUGUGUAUUUCAACUGAACGAUACUUAGGCUUUUAAAAUAGUGACUGUUCAAUAAAAUUAUCAAUAUGGUUGAAUCUGUCCGUAUAACCGUCCGUGCGGUAAAAAAAUAUUAUGAUUCAUCCUUAACGAACGUGGUUCCACAGAAUUUAUACGCCACCGUCAUCGCUCAUGAAAAUAACUCCAUGUAUUUUGGACAUAGAUAUUUAAUACUUUUACAAUGAGUAUUUAUAUUUGUAUUACAAAGCAAAAAACGAUCAAUGCUAUCCUUCAUACCUUAUUUUUUAGAACACACACAACCACACUGGAGCAUCCGCGGAUGUUAAAAAUGUAGUUUAUUUAAAAUUUAUACAUCUACCCGCAAACAUGGAAAAUAAUGACAGACUUCUCAAUGCUCAAGUCGUGCCACAAAAUUUAUAUGCAAACAUUGACUGGAGCAUAUAUUAUAUGUUUAUAUGCGGACGUGUAUAUUAUAAUAACGUACGAAUGGUGUUAAGACCACCGAUGGAAAUCCUAGGACCAUUUUUCUCUAUGUCAUUAAUGUCUUACUUACGCACAAAAUGCAUUUUGUGAAGUAAAUUUUGACAACUAUAAAAUUACUAUAAUUUUAAAUAUCCCGUUUAUCACGGGAGUGUUCAAAUUAAUUAUCUAUCUUAAAAUGCAUAGAUACGUACAAUGUUUCUAAAUCUUUAGGGUUGGUUUUGAAAGAAAAUAUUUAAAAAAAAUUACAAA